Molecule: messenger RNA, 6862 nt
Organism: Spodoptera litura
Lineage: Eukaryota; Metazoa; Arthropoda; Insecta; Lepidoptera; Noctuidae
Gene: Snoo
Product: Sno oncogene
Biological process (GO): negative regulation of BMP signaling pathway
Cellular component (GO): cytoplasm; transcription regulator complex; nucleus
Molecular function (GO): RNA polymerase II cis-regulatory region sequence-specific DNA binding; DNA-binding transcription factor activity, RNA polymerase II-specific; SMAD binding
Source: RefSeq, a predicted model, not a curated record
CUGCUUUGACUGCGGCCGGUCGCGGGAAUCCACGCCCCAGUCUCACGCGUCCGUAUCUAUUACGUACCAUUUUGUUCUAUUGAGACCGGUAUUUUAUGAAUGCAAUUUAUCAAUACAAAAAGGAUUUUGCGAUUGCAGUGCGUGCAGUACCAAUUUUUUAGUAAGAGGUGCGUUUGUUUUGUGUCAAACUGAGGUUAUUUGCGUAUUUUUUGCACGGGUGUGCGUGCGGCGACGGGGCGGAGACGCCGACAUUGAGCAGAGUGUGCUCGGCCGGGCCGUCGCGACGGCAUACUCGGCUCGGCAGACAUGUUUCGGUCGCGGCCGGAGCGCGUCGUGCGUGCAGGCGCGUAGGGUCGCUCGUGACAUGCGCCUGCGGAGCCGCAACGACAGUGGAGGUGAUCGAACAUGGAUGUAGUGACGCCGCAUAUCACCUCCGUGCUGAAGACAUACCAGGCGAGCGCGCCGCGCAGCCUGCAGGGCCCGGGCUGCGGGCGCGCCGAGCCUUGCGGCGACGCGCCGCCGCCGCCACCGCCGCCCGCCGCUCCGCCGAUCCUGCUCGCCGCCGACACCGUGCUGGGCGAGCGAGGCGAGACACUGCUAGAGGGCGAACCCAUCUCAUGCUUCAGCGUGGGUGGCGAGCGGCGGCUAUGCUUGCCACAGAUCUUAACUUCGGUGCUGACGGACUUCACGUUAGAACAAAUCAACCGCGUGUGCGACGAACUGCAGAUCUACUGUUCUCGGUGCACGCCUGAGCAGCUGCAUGAGUUGAAGUCGACGGGGGUGCUGCCCAAGUCAGCACCAUCGUGCGGCCUCAUCACUCAGACGGACGCGGAGCGGCUGUGCGCGGCACUGCUGCACGCGCCAGCCGCCUCGCGCCCGCACAAGUUGCCGGGCUUCCGGGUCUACCACGAGUGCUUCGGCGGCGCGCGCGGCGUCUGCGCCGUCGACCUCAACUUAGUGCAGUGUUUGGAAUGUCGAUCUCUAUACACUCCUCGCCGCUUCGUGUGUCAUUCGCACGAGUCGGAGCACCGCACUUGCCAUUGGGGCUUUGACUCGUCGCGAUGGCGACGCUUCCUGCUGGUGGCCGAGGAGGAGUUAGACAAGGAGAAGUGUGGCGCGCUGCUGGACGAGCUGGCCGCGCGGGAUGUGGCGCCAGCUCCCGCGCUUCCUCCAGUACCGCUCAAACAGCAGAGUUUACCGUUGAAAAGAAAACAGGUGGUGGAGACAGUGGUGUGUAAGCCGGAGCCGCCGGAGUCUCCGCCGAAGAAGGUGCGCAGCGAGGACUACACAACGUACGCGCUGUUACUGGACCCGUACGCACUGCACUACCGCGCGCUCUCCGCCUUCCGACCAUGGGACAAGCGCGAGCCCGUGCUGCAGCACCCCGAGCGCGUGGUGCGCGUAGCAGACUGCACCUCCUUCGAGCGCGACUACCAGCCCAACGUGGCGCUGAAGCCGCUCACUCCGCCAGUGGACGAUGUGACUUCGUCCACCUCGCCGCCGCCGCACAGUGACUCGGAACUGGCAGCUCGGCUGCUGGACGCGGAGGCGCGGCUGGCGGAGCGCGCGCGGCAGCUGGACGAGCGCGAGGCGGAGCUGGCGCGGCGCGCGGCGCGGCUUGAACAGCGCGAGGUGGAGCUGGCUCGGCGCGAGCAGGCGCUGGGCGAGCGGCCCGCGCCGCCGCAGCCCUCGCCGCCUAAGCUGGAGGAGGCCGAGCCGCCGCCGUGUUGACCUACGCGCGUCAUCACCCGGCUGCGCUCUCAGUGACUCGCGAUGAACGCUCAGUGACAUUGCGUCUCAGUACACACAGUACAAAGCCAGGAGGUGCUGACCCGAUCACGAAGUACGCUCGCGUACGCGGCACCGUGUAAAUAUUUUUCUCUACUUGGAUAUUGUUGAUCUUUGAAACCGAGUCGAUCGAGACCUCUUUCUAUUUAUACUGUUUUGAAUAAUUUUAUGUGGCGACACCUGUUUCGGUGUUGCCACGGUGUGCAGAUUCAAUGAGAGAAUCGUUUUUACCACAGAUUAUACAGUAGCAUGAUGCAGAUAAAAAAUAGUUGUACAUAAUCAUAUCAAGUACAGUUUUAUGAAAUUAGUUUUUUGUACAAUAUACAGUUUUUCUUGUAGUCUCUUCAACGUGUGCCAUUCUGAGGUACGUCUGUUACCUUUUCAUAUAACCUCAACUCUGUGCUUUUCCAAUACCUUAUUAACAAAAUACUCACAUAUAAUAUAAUAUAGUAAAAUAGUUAUAAAACUACAACCAUAAGCAUAAUUUAUACAGGGUUAUUUUUAAGAUUUAUUUGCAAUAUCUGUGUACAUACAAUAAGCAAUAAUAUCAGCGUUUUAAGUUAUCUUCUACUCGUGUACAGUACAUAAACUUAUUAUAAACUUCAUGUUCCGGAAUAGUAAGAAGUAGAUACGAUCAGUGGGCGGUCUUACACUAUAAAUCACUUGAUAAUCACGUUAUUACUUAUAAAGCUCAUUGUACACGCGAUAUAAUAGACCCAUUACGUAAAUCAUUAAACAUUUUGAUGGUGUAAUAUCGACCUGCCUCCGACAUUUUGUUCUGCGUCACUUUCGUUUGAAUAAAUAACUCUGUAUAAAACCUCAGCCAUACCAAAUAGUAAUAAUAUUUGAAACACAUACUUGCAUCAUACCUCUUAUAUGUUAAAGGUUGUAUGGAAACCACGUGGAAAUAAGUUUAUAUUUGUUUACAGACACAAGCCAAUUGUAGAAGGAAUGAGGCACAUUCGUAAUGUUUAUAGUUAAUCGAUGAGAUUUUGUUGUGUCAGCUCUACAGGAACUUUUGUUCUUUCGUCUGUCCCUCUUUAGAGCUGUGAGUUAAAGAAAAUAUUAUUCUGGCUUCUAUAGCCGACAGUGGACGUCUUCCACCUGUUUUAAUCUAAUACUAUGUCUUCAGGAUUUUUGUAAUAAUUUUAGUGCAGCGGCAUAUUGAUAACCAUUGGUCCCACUUACUGGUUUGUAACAGGCACAGGCAAUCAUGUAAAGAAGAGUUUCAUAUUGUGUUUUAAAUGUUAAAGUUUUACUGAACUUGCGGCCUAACCAGGUUUGCACCCAUAACAAAUUUUGCCACUGUAUUGUUAUGCCACUGAAUUAAAAUUUAAAAAUAUUUCAUUCAAUCAUAUCUGAUCCGUACACGACUCGCAGCUCGGGGACAGUUGUUAAUAUUUCGUAAGUUAUAGCUAUUCUAGUAGAGUUCAGGCCAACAAAAUUAUCUUUAAAUAAGGGUGUAUCCCGCAGUCUACCUCAUUGUACAUAAAAAUUUAUUGGUCUAAAUUAAGAAAAACUAUGUAAGACACUGAUUUUCAUUUAGAUUCUAUUCUAUUCAACAAAUUGUUUUUUUAUCGAGCAAUAAUUUUUAAUUGUGGUGGAAUAAUCACUGCCUGAUUCUUGUAAUGUGUUAGGUUUUGUAUUUAAAAAAAAUUGGUUGUCAACAAGUGGUCUUUGGUGGUGUUCGGAAACUGUUUGGACUCAUGGACAUUGGUCAUUCAGCCUCCAUGGUGUUACAGUCUACAUGUAGAAGAACACACCGUAAAUUAAAUUCCUAAUUGGUUCGGUCGAUAAUAAAAUAAUAAUUAUUGUAAUUUUACAUUGUCAUCACAAGCUUUGAUUAUCUUUAGUUUUCUUCCAAGACAUAAGUCUUUUCGUAGCAUUUUAAUUUAUUGAAAUCUUGUGAUUUUUACGUCGUAAACAAAAGUUUAACGAGUGAUGAGUUUUUAAAAUAUUUUUAAGAACUCAAAGAAAUGUUAUGUAAGUAGGUAUUGUCGAUAACCGAAAUGCGGCUGACGGACUUUUACGUUUAAAUAUAAUUUAUAUACGUUUUGUAAUAAAUUUGAGCCACGCGUUUUAGCCUUUGCCAGUAACAGUGCAUUUUGAUUUAGUGCAUAUUUUUUGUGACUGAGCAAUUUAUUAUUUAUGUAACUUGUGUCAACGGGCACUUAUUUCGGAUGAUUUAUGUUCGGACUUGUGUGAUUAUAAGCUAUGACCUCAUGGCGCCUCGAGUUAUAUAUAUUUUUCAUCUGGUACGAACAAACUAAUUUAUCAGGCGGUCAUUAAAUCUUAAGAUAAUAAUUAGCAUUGGAUUUGCAUAUGAAAUACUAAUUUUGUUUUAAAUUAUCAAUUUGCUAUAAUAUUGAAAAAAUAUUUAACAUCAAGGUACCAGUUUACAUUCAUUCUCUAAGUACAUCACCAUUCAGUAUUUUUGUUUGUUUAAAUUCCUAUUUUUUUAGUUGAACUGCUAUUGCCAAAAUGUUCAUACCAGAUUUGAGGCGAUUUUGUAAAAUAAAUCCCAAUCACAUCUUUGUUUUUUAAAUUAUGUAGCGAACUGAAGGAAUCGUGGAUAUGUAAGAAAGGGUUGUACAUUUUUUAUGGAAGUUGACAUAACCAUUUGCUUGUCACUAUCGCGUAAAGAAUAAUCUUGGGAAUAUCUAAAAUGGCCGACGCAAUGUGGCGGGAAAUUGGUUAAGUCAAAUUCUAUCCCCUUUUAUUCCAUGAAAACUAUAUUAUAAAUAUUUCACGACAUUAAUUGGCAGCAUAAUUUAUUAUUUUAUAAAAUAUCGUGAGAUUUGCAAACUAUUUUGUGAUCUCUUUUCUCGUUAAAGAUACAUUUUUCAAUUCGUUAGCUGAACAUCGCCGGGGUAAAGAGAAUCCAUCAAAUCGAUUGAGUUGUGAAAUAUGAUUUCACGGAGUGACUUUGGCUAAGCUCAAAUUGUAGAAAUGAAAUCGAAACGAUUUUCCUUUUGACGAUAUUUUUCCUUCGAAGAGUGCUAUGUUACGUAGUUAGUUGUUAUAUAAUAAGAUUUCAGUUUUAGAAUAGGUUAUAUCUCUAGUCAGAGACACUUUGAAAAAAAUAAAUUACCAUUUACUUAUUAAUAUAUAUUAUUCAAUAUAGGUACCGUAAGCGAGUGUAAUAAGAAUAACUUAUUGUUUUAAACAUUUAAUAGUGUACAUUAGAAAUGGACUGCAUGUCAUUAUAUUAUAUAAGGUACCUCAUAUAUAUGUAUAACUAUAUAUAUUAUUGUGAAACUUUUCUGUCAGUACUGUUGUUGGAUAAUUUUGGUGCUACAAUGUUUUGGCUUGGCUAACUUAGUAAUUAAUUGUAUAUAUUUUAGUAUUUAUUGGCGAAUAUUUUGGUUCUACUAAUAUUUCUUUUCGUUUUUAAAUGACUUAUUAUUUUAAAAGUAAUAGUUCAAUGAAAAUCUAUUUUGGGUUUGCGAUAUUAAAACUUGAGGAAAAAAUUGUCGUGGCUAAGCCAUUUUUAACCUUAAAUGACGCUUUAAUUAUUAGCGUAGGUAUUCUAUUGUAUCGAUGGAAAAGUUUCAAAUGAACUCUCACUGUCUUGAUGCAAAAUUUUAUAUACGGAUGGUGCUAAAGGACUAAUCGUGACUAUAUUCUACUUCUAAAGACAAACUCUGUAGGUUGUAUUCUUUUUCAUUUCGAAAGAGUGUUAUUUUUUUAGUGUCUCCUAUAAAGGCAGUGAGAGCGAAGAUAUUGUAAAUAUUUGUUUUAUUGUACGGUACGAAGCUAUGUAUGGAUGCCAGGCUGUUGUAAACUAUAAAAUACUUGACGCUGCAAACUGUGUCUUCUCCUCAGCCAGCUAGGGCUUGUGACAGGGGAAUGAGACAAAGUUUCUCGCGUAAUUGGUGAUUUGCCAGGGUAUUCACGUACUCUGUGAUCUCAUGUAUGAUUGUUAUACAUCAGUUUAUAAAUACGUUAACGUGAAAAGUCGCAAAAACUAAAGUAUCAAGAAUAUAUAUAUGUAUUGCUUUAUACGCGUAGCAAUUUGUUUCACUAGAUGGUGCUGAGUUGAUUUGCUUGCUCAUCCACUGCUGUAUUCGUAAUCUUCCUGUACUUACGUCACUUUGAUAAACAAUUUACUGCCUUUCCUAAACGAAGAAAAGAUUAAUUGAUGGACAAUCAUAAAUGACUUGAGAUUUAAUAAUAUUAUUAACAAAAAAAGUAUCGAGUGUUGUUUUGUUUUGUGCCAAUAUUUGUUGUGAAGUGCACGGUGGUAUGAUCUUAGGAAUGGCAUUAAAUUCUGCAAAAAAUAGAUUCAAGGGAAGCAUAUUGAUUUCGUUAAAUACCAACGUUCUAAUAAGGCUGUAAUUACAACUGCAUUAAAUUAUCUCAAUAAUUAUUUUAACAACCUUGACAGUUAACCAGGUGAACGAAUGAUUGGCGCCAUUUUUUAGAGAUUACGUCAUCAAAAUAAAGCAACGUCCUAUUACUGUGUUAGUAGAGGACUUAUUAUGUUAUUUUACAUAACAUUUUAUCAACAAAAUAUGAGAUAUUUACUCUCAUAAGUACGUAAUAAAAUAAUGUUACAAACGAUAUAUUUCUUCAAUCAUUAUUGUCUUGCCCAUUUACACUGUUUUUAUUUUAUUUUUAUUUAAUGCCUGAUGUCGGUGUAGCUGGCAAGAUGUCUAGGACUUUAAAACAUUAUUAUUUACAGGGAUAUGGAGUAGAUAUAUCGUUUGUAACAAAAUUAUCAUUAUUUGCGACUGUAUUAAGAUAAGGCGGCAUGUCUUAGAGAAACGGCCUGAUUAUGAAUUGUGUGUGUUUAUAUCAGAAAAUAUAAGUUGCUGCUUCGAACCUCUAAUCCAAUGAAACAUUCCUGUUUAUUGGAUUAUGCAAAAAUAUUUUUCUUUAUACUGACAGUGGAAAAAUCAUUGUAUAUUGUAAAGUACCUGAUAGAUUAGAGAUUUAUGAUUAUAAUAAAUAAAGGUUCUGUUAUGCACACACAUGUUCGUAACAUGUGGUUUCGUAAGUGUGUUUUUACUUGAAAAUAAAAAAAGCUUAUAAGUACCUACCUUGUGGAGCAAUAAAAUGAAAUGAUUUCCAA